AGGACGAAUGAACGUUGGGCGCGCGGGAGUCUCGCGUUUGAAUCGAGAGGCGGCGCGAGCCGGGGUCGGGCUGCGAGAGGAGGAGGAGUGCUGUGUCCGGCGGGAAACUUUUUUUUCAGUCCGAGAGAGAGAGGCGCGUAUACACCCCCUCCGGGUCUUGAGGAGUUUUUUUUAUAUAUAAGUCUCUGCCUUGUAAAGAAAGAAAGGCCCAUUAAUUUUAAGCACUGUUUUCGCGCUCAACUUUCUAUUCAAAACAACAACCGUCACCGCACACACAUUAAAAAAAAAACCCCACCAAGAAGGGCUCAAAGAUGUGGAUCCAGGUGCGGACGAUGGACGGUAAAGAGACUCGGCGCAUUGAUGGCCUCUCGAAACUGACGCUGGUGCAGGAGCUGAGGGCCAAGAUCCAUGAAGCGUUUGGGGUAGAGGCGGAGAGGCAGCGACUCUUCUACAGGGGAAAGCAGAUGGAAGAUGCCCAUUCCCUUUUUGACUAUAAUGUUGGAUUGAAUGAUAUCAUCCAACUACUUAUACGCCAGGCUGGUUCAUCACAAAGUACAGUCAGGAAGGAGAAGGAUGCUGAGCUCUCUGAUACAGAUUCUGGAUGUGGAUCUGGCCAGAGUGAGUCUGACAAGAACUCAAAUAAUGGUGAAUGUGCUAUGGAAAUGGAAGGUCAGGCAGGGACAUCUACACAGCUUGACCUCAUUGAUCCAGGAUAUGGUUUGUACAAGAUCAAUGAAUGUGUUGAUGCUCGAGACAUGAACAUGGGUGCUUGGUUUGAAGCUGUGGUGGGUAAUGUAACAUUGGAUGAAAGUACAAAUAAAACCACCGAUAAUGAGGAGUCUGCAGAUACAAGUAAAUCUACGGAGACCAAGGCUGCUGAAGAAGAUGUCAUUUACCAUAUUAAAUAUGAAGAUUACCCUGAAAAUGGAAUUGUGCAGUUGCGUUCAAAAGAUAUUCGCCCACGGGCUAGGACAAUCCUACAGUGGGAACAACUUCAAGUUGGGCAGGUGGUAAUGGUAAACUACAAUCCAGAUGAACCUAAGGAGCGAGGAUAUUGGUACGAUGCAGAGAUUUUGCGAAAAAAAGAGACCAGAACCAUCAAGGAAAUCUACACAAGAAUUCUCUUGGGGGAUGCUGGGGAUUCCUUAACUGAUUGCAAGAUCAUGUUGGUGGAUGAAAUCUACCAGAUUGAGAAACCAGGAAGUGCUGGAGGAGCUGUAUCUGAAAGCCCUAUGAAAAGACAGAAUGGACCUGAAUGCAAACAUUGCAAAGAUAACCCCAACAAGGAGUGCAAACAGUGUGCUUGCCAUACGUGUGGUGGGAAACAAGAUCCAGAGAAGCAGCUACUGUGUGACGAAUGUGACAUGGCUUAUCACACAUAUUGCCUCACCCCUCCCCUCACAAUCGUACCUGAGGAUGAAGACUGGUACUGUCCACUAUGUAAGAUUGACACCAAUGAAGUGGUGCUGGCUGGUGAGAAACUGAAGGAGAGCAAGAAGAAAGCCAAGAUGGCCUCUGCUAAUUCUGCUUGUCAGCGAGACUGGGGCAAGGGUAUGGCCUGUGUUGGUCGCACAAAAGAGUGUACAAUUGUUCCCUCUAACCAUUAUGGGCCUGUACCCGGUGUACCUGUUGGAAAUCAGUGGAAAUUUAGAGUUCAGGUGAGUGAAUCAGGAGUUCAUAGACCACAUGUGGCAGGGAUUCAUGGUCGGAGCAAUGAUGGAGCAUAUUCUCUUGUGCUCGCGGGAGGAUACGAAGAUGAUGUGGAUCAUGGGGGUGAUUUCACAUACACUGGAAGUGGAGGACGUGACCUCUCUGGCAACAAACGUACUGCAGAACAGUCAUGUGAUCAGAAGCUCACCAAUAUGAACAGGGCUCUGGCGCUAAAUUGUAACGCUCCCAUUAAUGACAAAGUGGGCGCUGAUGCUAAAGACUGGAGAGCGGGCAAACCGGUCAGGGUCGUGAGAAGUGCCAAAGGCCGUAAACACAGCAAGUAUGCGCCAGAAGAAGGAAACCGCUAUGAUGGCAUUUAUAAGGUGGCAAAGUACUGGCCCGAGACAGGCAAGUCUGGGUUCUUGGUUUGGCGAUAUUUGUUAAAACGGGAUGAUGAAGAACGCCCAUGGACUAAAGAUGGCAAAGAGAGGCUGAAGAAGCUUGGUUUAACAAUUCAGUACCCUGAAGGUUACCUUGAAGCUGUGGCUAAUAAAGAUAAGGAAAAUAAAAAACGAGAGAUAGAAGAUCCUGAGACGCCAAGCAAAGGGAAAAGGAAAAGAAAAUCAAAUGCUGCAGAUGAGAAUGAAUUUACCUCAUCGCCUCGGUCUGCGAAAGGUACGCCAAAGAAACAGAAGUUGGAAGCAUUCAAACUGACGGCAGAGCAGAAAAAAAUCAUUAAAGAAGAUGAAGUGAAUAAAAAGCUGUGGGAUGAGGCAUUGCUAUCCCUUAAGGAUGGCCCGAAAUUUCUGUUAAAGUUGGAAGAAACGUUCUUGUGCAUUUGCUGUCAGGAGGUCGUGUUUCAACCGAUAACAACAGACUGUCAACACAAUGUUUGCAAAAGCUGCUUACAACGUUCGUUCAAGGCUGAAGUGUACACGUGUCCUGCCUGCCGCCAUGACAUUGGUAAAAAUUGCAGCAUGGUGGUUAACAAAAGUCUGCAGACUCUUCUAACCCAGCUGUUCCCAGGAUAUGGUAAUGGUCGGUGAUGCCUUCCAUCUCAUGGUUCUCUUUCUCUCUCCCUCUCGUUCUCACCUACUAAAUUUGCUCAUAAGAUUUGUUUAAGUGCGUGGCUAAUCUGGCCUACAGAGCUUGACUGGAGGACAGAUCGACUAAUGAACCCAGGGUAGCUGACUUCCACUUUCCCCCCCCAAUCUUUCGGUGCAGCACGUACGAACGUCAAGUUUCCGUGCUUUCUUUUUUUUAGCCUAGCAGCUUGUCUAGAUGUGCAGACCAAUUUCAUUGGUGUAACACUGUGGGGAAAUUUUGAAAAAAUACUACCUCAAAGUGGGGAUACUUUUCUGGGGGUUUUCUUUGGCCAGUGUAGGUUCAGCUGAACACUGCCUAUCUAGUCAGCCUUGAUUCUUUUUGCUUGAUCAGUUAAGCCAUCACAUAAGUGCCUUAGCCCUUGUUGAAGGCUGGGCUGUGAACGUCUUCCUAGCACUGAAAUGUUUCGAACUGCAAAAUAGCACAUUGUUUGACAAACUUAGCUGUGCAGAUCAUUUUUUUGUCAGAGUAUUUUAGCAGGGAAUAUGCAGGUUUUCGAUGUACUGUUUUUUUUAUAUAUAAAACAGUAAGUAACCUUUUGGUUGUGGUCUGUAAUUCAGAAAUGUAAAUUUUUUCCAUUUAUUAAUGAUUUUCAUUUAUUGUUGAUGUUAAUGAUCUUCCCACUCUGGUGUACUGUGAAAAACAAUCCUAUAUUGAAAUUUGCAAGCCAGGAUGUAACCAAGCCGGUGGGGAGACCUGAAACUUUCAUGUCUACCUUUCUUAUAAAAGGAUUUCUUCACAUACCACAUUCUGACAAUACCAAAGGAUGCAGUAUGGUACCUCAACAUUGUAAUGGACAUCAUUCCAUACUUCAGAUUUAGGCUCUGAGGGAGUCAAACUGGACAUAAUCAACUUUUUUUUUAAUAAAUUCAUUUUAUUGUACUGUUUAAAGACCUUAAAAAAUCAUUAGUACGUCUGUGGAAAAUUCUAGAAUUUCAUGGGAUAUCACUUUAAUAAAUGCUGUGUUUAUGUGCUGACUUUUUAAAAUAAAAUUUUUCUUGC
Callorhinchus milii (elephant shark) is the source of this 3756-nucleotide messenger RNA. RefSeq names its product ubiquitin-like with PHD and ring finger domains 1. Gene Ontology annotation, molecular function: ubiquitin protein ligase activity; protein binding. NCBI's taxonomy places the organism in Eukaryota, Metazoa, Chordata, Chondrichthyes, Chimaeriformes, Callorhinchidae. The record is from RefSeq and is a predicted model, not a curated record. Gene Ontology annotation, biological process: negative regulation of gene expression via chromosomal CpG island methylation.